This is a messenger RNA of Funneliformis mosseae, 162 nucleotides long. NCBI's taxonomy places the organism in Eukaryota, Fungi, Glomeromycota, Glomeromycetes, Glomerales, Glomeraceae. The record is from the annotation of a GenBank genome assembly.
UGCUGGGUAUAUGAUGGGCACUGAUAAAUUCCAAUUGGUUUAUGUGGAAGAAGUAAAGCCUAAGGUAAAGGAAAACAAAGAAUUAGCAGAUACAAAAAAAGUAGCGAGAAACUUAAAGACGAUGUUUACAUCAAUUGUAAGAAAAACUAUUAACAAUAGAAG